GAAGACGAAACCCACGCGGGCACACAAAAAGGGAGCGUUUCGGUACCUCUUUGAGCUUCUCUGAAGCGUCAGAUAAUUCGGUUCGCAUGCUUGAGAUGGUGCGCGGGGUGGUUCGCCUGGUGAGGCUCAAAAUAAUGGUGGGGGGCGAUUGGCCCGUAGUCUCGGUGAGAGCUGUCUGCCUGGAUGUCAGCCUCGCCAUGGUGAGGCAUCUCUUCCUGCAGCAUGUGGUCGCCUUGCUGCUCAUGCACACGCGGCAUCACGAAGAGGCCUCUGAAUCAGAGCCCGCGCACUUCUCGCCUAUCGUUACUGGAUUGGAAUAAGGUUGAGGGACAAGAAUGCAACCACUCGGGCGUGGAUGUUGGUGCAUGAGUCUGGUGAGCCGCACUUGGUGUGGUGAUAUCCGAUGGAUGCGAAGCAUCAAUACCGGAAAGGCAGGGAACUGGAUUUCAGGUAGCCCGUACGGCGCUUCAGCAUUUGUUUGACGAGGUCCAAGCCUUGUAGCAAGGUAUCAAUGAUGGAGAAACCUCCGGUAUAAUAGUCAAGAAGAACCCAGGCAUUUGAGGUUGAUUUUGGGGUUUUGUUCUGGGAGACCUCGUGCCAAUUCCAAGAACAAGACCCAUCAAAGUCCUCGGCACUUACCGAUCUCAGAGUUCAUUCUAUUCCCAAGUUAGCCAAUUGCUGUCUCCAUGAGUUCAGAAGCAUGCUGCCCUCUCCACCUACCGCAAACACCCACAGUCUUACUUCGGAACCCUGGGUGUUGGCCCUGGGCGAUUGACACUGUCGAGAUCUGCUUAGGCACUCUCUGUAGUGUUGUCACCUGGGAAUACACCGUUCAAAACGAUAUCAAUCGAGGAUACAGCAGAAUUGACCGAGGGCAGCAGCAGCAUGCAGACCAACCCACCACCACCACCGAUGGCUUCCUUUUUCAUCCAUCCCCGGGGCUGAUGCUCUUCUCAUGCCUGGUAUUUGGUUGCGUCGUGUCUUCGUUUACCCAGCGACGACAGAGCCAAGAUCCUCUUCAACUAUUUGUGUACACCACGCUUCUCGGUGCUGCAGCUCUUGUUGGAUAUGCACGUCGAGAGAGCGCCCACCUGAUCCUCCUGGGGUACUUACCCUCGGCCACAUGCGCGGCUAUGACCCUAAGCAUCUCAGGACAUAGUCUGUACAGGCUGCUCAAGACUGGUUCUGGAGCGACCAAGGACGAAGAAAAGGCCCAACUUCUCGGUGGUUGA
This is a messenger RNA of Podospora pseudopauciseta, 1232 nucleotides long. RefSeq lists its product as uncharacterized. The record is from RefSeq and is a predicted model, not a curated record. The transcript has 2 exons. The coding region runs from base 687 to 1232 and encodes 181 amino acids. NCBI's taxonomy places the organism in Eukaryota, Fungi, Ascomycota, Sordariomycetes, Sordariales, Podosporaceae.